Messenger RNA from Scheffersomyces stipitis CBS 6054, 975 nucleotides. RefSeq lists its product as uncharacterized. The record is from RefSeq and is a predicted model, not a curated record. The transcript has a single exon. NCBI's taxonomy places the organism in Eukaryota, Fungi, Ascomycota, Pichiomycetes, Serinales, Debaryomycetaceae. Gene Ontology annotation, cellular component: endoplasmic reticulum; Golgi apparatus; perinuclear region of cytoplasm. Bases 1 to 975 code for a protein of 324 amino acids. Gene Ontology annotation, biological process: ubiquitin-dependent protein catabolic process; metal ion transport; vacuolar transport.
AUGAAUAAUGACAUCUACAAUAACAUCGACAGUAUCGACAGAGACACCAUUAACGACAAUAGUAAUAGUAAUAAUAGCAGCAGCAGCAGUGAAGGUCAGACUGACUUGGAGCUGCAGGCUCCUCUAGGAAGAUUAACUACGCGGACUCGAAUUCUUAAUGUGAUUCAUCACUUGGUUCCAAUCAAGCAAACUUACGAUCGGAUUAAUAAUGGACUAACUACGGGCCGGAUGCAGCCGAACACGCCUGGUCGCUUUAUAGGCCUGGGAACCGAUGGCGUGUUUCGUAAUCUAAUGGCUAAACCAGAUACCGAAGCUACGAGACAAGAGCAGGAAACAAAUCCUCCUUCAUAUGAAGAGGCGGCUGCUGAUGCGACACCGGAGUACUGGGAGCUGACGGUCAUUCUGCCGUUGUACGAGGACGAAGUAUUUGUAGAAGGCUUACCUGUAGGAAACAUUGCUAACUUUGUCUGGAACGGGUUGGUGACUGUAGCGUUCCAGUUCAUCGGCUUUGUAUUGUGCUACUUGUUGCACACAUCACAUGCUGCAAAACACGGCUCGAGAGCUGGUUUGGGUAUUACAUUCAUCUUCUAUGGCUGGGGAAUGGUUCCUUCCAACUUUGGUCAUGCUGACAAGGUUCCGCUGAAGUAUGAGCCUCUGGACCCCAAUGUGUUCGACGUAGACAAGUCACUGACAGUACCUGUGGAUCAUUUGGAUACGUACAACUCUGGCAUCUUUCAGCAGCACGCAGACGAUCCUAGCGCUGGAUCUGUGGCUAAUAGUACCCCGUAUAUUUCGUACGGAAUCAUUGCAUUUGGCUUGUUCAUUAUCAUUAAGUCGGUUGUGGACUAUUAUAGGGUGAAACAGAUGGAGAAGGUGAUCUUGUCACCGCCUAACCGUGCUCCGCCAGUGGUCACAUCCACCACGGAGAAUGUAAAUAACAUAGACGAAGCCGAAGAGACAAGGGACAUAGAGUAG